Notodromas monacha is the source of this 2004-nucleotide messenger RNA. Lineage: Eukaryota; Metazoa; Arthropoda; Ostracoda; Podocopida; Cyprididae. The record is from the annotation of a GenBank genome assembly.
AUGGCGUGUGGAGGCCCUUCAAAGACACCUAAAGAAGCGACUGAGGAACUGACGGAAUUGGUCAGAAGAAUUCAAACGAUCGACGUAAACUCAAGGAAGAGAGUGCUUAACGGUGCCAAAGGAGCAUCUCUGGACAGUGAAACAUCUAUGAUGUCCGAAUUAAACCAACUUAAAGGGGUAAAGUCGCUUUUGAUUGAACAACGUCUUCGGUUGGCAAGAUUUCUAAAGGUGAUGCAAAGUGAAUUCGUAGCCGAGUCGGAAUUACAAGGUGCAGAAAGGGAGCUACGUUUAAAGAAGGUGUGCAUUGCGGAAAUCGGAGAAGAGUGUAUGCUUUUGGAGACUAACGCGAUAAAGCUGAAAGGGACAGAAGAUGAUUUGAGAGAAAAGAUCAUGAAAGAUCAACUUUUGUUGGAUCGAGCAAGGGAACUGCAAAGAGAGGCUGACAACGCCUUGAAAGAGGCAUUUCAACGGGUACUAAUAAGUGAUGCUUGUUCGAUAAACGAGGCAUUAGGUUCAGGACGUUGGUAUCUUGCCAAUGAUGUUUCCUUUACGGGACGUGAAGAAAAUGGUGUAACGACUCUGCGAUUCCGUGAUGCUGAAUUGGUGUUGGGACCGAGUGACGGUCUCCUGCUAGCAUGGGUUCGAGAUAUGAACAAGGGGUUACUUCCUACGAAAAUUGCAGACGUACCAGAUGAGACUACUCCAAAUACUUCUGCUAUAAGGAGAAGUAUUGAGGUACAGCCAGUGAUCGGCGAUGAUAAAGUCGUAAUGAAUUAUGCACAGAGUGAUGCUAGUUCUGUACAAACCGAAUUCGAGCUACUUUCGGAUGAUGUAAUUUGUAAAAUAUUCCUGAUGACAAAAUUCGUGCCCGAGAAUGAGAUGCAGUAUUUUCGAAAUGCGUCGCGCGCAAUGAAGAUUACGGAUCGUCUACUUGAUUUACUUGGGGACUGGAAAAUCCCUUUGCCCAUUCCUGGCUGUGUCUUCGAGGAUUUCGGAUUUGCUACGGAUGACUAUGGAUUCACUGGGCCAUUACCUGGGAUGAAAGUUGAAAUCAAUCAGGUGUCAAUUAGUGGAUGGUGUGCCGUGAUGCGGCGCAACAGUCUGUCCAUGAAAGCCUUGAGGGAUAUAAUAUUCAACAGGUUGCAUUUGGGACCAAGCUACAAGUUUGCGCAGAUCUACUUGCGUAUCGGCACGAAUGAUGUGAAGGGCCUUUGCACCUUCAAGUACUAUGACGUCCGUUUUCCAACUUUUGAAGCAUUUUACAAGGAAUAUGAGCAAUUCAUGGGAAAUCUGGUUAAAACCUUUGCUUGUAAUGUGUUCGCCUUGGGAGCAGCUCCACCCUCUGUGUCGCCAUUGUUGGAGAGUCCUACGAGUGUGGCGUUAGAUGCCGACCAGAAUGGAUUACCGUUAGUGCCUUUAAGGUGCUUGGACAAUGUUGACAUUGUGGAAGAAGAAGACAGAGAGAGAGCUGGUCGCAUUUAUCUGAAUGAAAUUUACAGGCGAUUAGCUGGUAUUGAUGGGGUCAUGAACGUUGUUGAUGCGGAACGAAAUCUGGGAUGGAUCGCUUUGCCUACACCCAUUGAUGGGCUGAGGGCGUAUAGCAGUGGUCGUGGAAAGUUAUCAGAUUUUGGGCAUAUCACGCCUUCUGGUUACCUAAUUUUUGCUAAGUAUCAUUGUAUUUCCAUAUGGCGUGGGAUUCGAAUGUUACCAGGCUAUGAAAAGGUAGUGGGACGGAUUUGCUCAGGACAAUAUCCUAGGUGGCUUGAUGAUGGAACAGUGGCAGUGGGAUUGGCUCCUGAUAAUCUGCAUGAGCAUAGUGGAUCUUUUGGACCAGUUUCAGACUGUGUUGGACCACUAGAUCCCACCGGGAAUAUGGAUCUUGCCAAGUUACGAAAGUUCGACUUUGACAAAUGCUUCCUGACUGAUGCUGCUACAAGUAACGCCCGGAGUCGGUCAAAAAUUGAAGUUGGGGACAUAGUGCGAAUUUGAAACGUGAAGGGGACC